This is a messenger RNA of Didymosphaeria variabile, 1605 nucleotides long. RefSeq lists its product as uncharacterized. The coding region runs from base 1 to 1605 and encodes 534 amino acids. The transcript has a single exon. The record is from RefSeq and is a predicted model, not a curated record. Lineage: Eukaryota; Fungi; Ascomycota; Dothideomycetes; Pleosporales; Didymosphaeriaceae.
AUGGGUCCAGCCCCGUUGCCGAAAAGAGUCAUCGAGGUUCCUACGGAUCCGGCGCAAUCAUGCAGAAUUCGAACCACGGACAACAAGUUAGGUCGCUAUGCGAUUCUGUCUCACUGUUGGGGCAGCUCAGACAUUACGAUGAAACUCAAAGACUCGCUGAUCGCUGAAUUCCAGAACACUAUUCCGUAUGAAGAGCUUCCCAGAAGCUUCCAGGAUGCGAUCCAAAUAACACGACGGUUAGGCUUUAAAUAUCUAUGGAUUGAUGCACUUUGUAUCAGUCAAGACAACGCAGAAGAGUGGGCAGAAGAAGCUCCCAAGAUGUCACUGUACUACGGUCGGUCGUCUCUAAUGAUAUCGGCCACUGCCGCCGAAGAUAGCACCAGAGGUAUUCUGACCAACCGCCAUAUCCGGUAUUCGCCGCUGUUGGGAAAAGGGAGAAACUACCAACUGCGCCCAGGACAGCUUAGCUCGAGCUAUGGUAUCGAUAGCUCUAUGUUAGCAACGCGUGGCUGGGCUGCCCAAGAACGAGUGCUCGCCCCUCGCAUCGUACAUUAUACGACACAUCAGAUGGUCUGGGAGUGCGGGCACGGACACGAAUUCGAAGCAUCAAAGACUAAAUAUGCGAAACAUAUAUGGGACUUGGACAAGGCGGCCAUUCAACCUCUCGUAACGGACGCUUUGCAAGCGAUCGACACUGGGGAGGUCCCUCGACGAAGUGAAAGCGUGACCCAAAACGCCGAGAGAGCUGAUCUGAAUCUGUCUAAACGCCUUGACGCGUGGCACUCGUGCGUGCAAGAAUACUCUAGGCGUAACCUGGCUCUGUCCUCAGAUAAACUUCAUGCCAUUUCUGGCAUUGCUGGUAUCAUCAACUACGACGGGGAAAUGGGGGAGUAUCUUGCUGGCGUCUGGAGUAAGCACCUUGGGGCUGGUCUAGCAUGGAGUAAUGCGAACUGGUCUCCUUUCGACACGCCACCUAUAUACACGGCGCCAAGCUGGAGCUGGACAAGCGUAAAUGGUCCUGUCGAGCCGGACACUCUUGGUCGAACUACGGAGUUCCUGCUUCCACACCGCGACAAGUGGUUGGCUCAGUUUGACCUCAAAUUUAUCAGAAGUGAGAUGAUCUUACAAUCCCCACGGAACACCUAUGGGACUGUCAUGGAAGGUUCCCAUAUCGUUGUAGAGGGUGCUUGCAUCACGAAGUCCGGGUUUAGUCAUCUCCAGCAAACUGACAUCUUCACUCGAGGUAACUUAGCAUUCGACAACGGCAACAAAGAACCUUGCUCUUGCAACCUGUCGCUCGUUGAAGAGAUUGAAGCGGUUCUGAUUGCAGGAACAGACAUGAUUGCGAUUGGUAGCCGAGAAGAAUUUACCUGUGGCGACAGUCAUUGCGACUUCUAUCUCUUUUUGCUUGGCGACUGUUGGUACUCGAGGAGGCAAGCUGUCAUCGACCUGCUGCUGAUGAGUUGGGUGAGCCGAGGAGCUGCUGUCGCUAAGAGAGUGGGUUAUGCAAAGAUAUUGCUUGAGUUACCAGACGAAGAGCUGGAGACUGUUAGUGAUAGAAUUUGCGCCGCCGAUUGGAAGCGGAUGGAGCUCAGACUGGUAUGA